UUGUUGUUCGAUUCGGCUCAAUUGUUGAACGUAAUAGGCGAUGUUUAUUACAAAUUCCUCGAAGAAGAAGCGGUUGGUUUCGUAUCUUCGCUCCAGUGCCGGGGAUAAACGUGGGGGACUCAAGGUUUUGAUUAGGCGUUAUCAUUUCCGGGGCUCAAAUCUACUCUCAGAAUAUCUUUAUUUGUUUUCGGUUAAAGCCGUCUUGAAUUGAAAGGAUGAUGGACUGAAACGACGAUGGCAGUGGUUGAGGCAGCUGGUCCAGACCGAUGCUACUCUGCUGGAUAGUAGAACCGAGGUUUGCUGCGAAGUCCCUCAACAGUGCCAAGAACCGGGCCGGAGCUUUAGGAAUUAAGAAGCCUUUUUGCAUCGCCAUUGUCUGUGUUUGCCUGUUUAAACUAUGGAGACCAGCCAGGUGAACUUAACUAUCAGGGGAGAGACCACUCCGGGUGAGGUGAUUGCUGUUGUCGGCAGCUGUGAGGCUCUGGGAAACUGGAGCUACCAGAAAGCUGUGACUCUACAUCCUAUUGGUGAUGAAAGGCACACAUGGGCAGUGACGAUCUCUGUACCCCGGGGGGUUGUUUCCACGUAUCGCUAUUUUAAGGGCUUCUUCCUGAAAUCAAAGAGUGCGGGUGGCCCAUGUCAAGUGAUAGUCAAUUUGUGGGAGACCCAUCAUCAGCCUCGCACGAUGAGCCCCACAGUUGCACAGCAGAACAUUGAUGAUGGGGAAUUUGGAUUUCACAAUGGCGUGAAAUGCGUUGACUCAGGAUGGCUGACAUGCCAGGCGGACAUUCGACUCCGCUUGCACUAUUCCAAGAGGCCUCCAGUGUCCAUCACCAAGAAGAAAUUCAAGAAGUCACGUUUCAGGAUUAAACUUACGAUAGAGGGUGUUGAAGAGGAAGAGGAGGAAGAGGAAGAACAGGAACUCAGCCCUUCCUCUUGGCACAAGAUGACCACAACUCUGGAAAUCAGUUUAAUCACUGCCAACGACUAUAAGUCACGUCACUCUCAGCCAGAGUGCGGCUACGCCCUGGAGCCCUCUCGGUGGACCGAGUACAGCAUCCACACCAUGGACCCGGACAACCUGGAGCUCACUUUUGAGUUUUUUGAGGAGGAUCUGGGCGAGCACGUGGUCCAGGGAGACAUCCAUCCCGGACAUGUCGGGACAGCCUGCCUCCUGUCUUCCUCGUUCUUGGAGAACGGCAAUGACACAGGCGUAGUCACGCUUCCCAUCAUGGGCCGAAACUUCAGGCAGACGAUCGGGAAAGUCAGAGUGGAUUACCUGGUGAUCCGCCCUAUCCAGAAGCUGCAGUGCGACAUGAGCUCCUCGUACACAAAGCACUGGAAAAAAAGAAGCACGGUGGACGUGGGUCACAGAGGAGCUGGAAGCACACGCGCUGCCAAACACCACAGAGUCCGGGAAAACACAAUUGCUUCUUUCAAAAGUGCUGCCAAGCAUGGUGCAGCUUUUGUGGAGUUCGACGUUCAUCUCUCCAAGGAUUCCGUGCCAAUCGUAUACCACGAUCUAACAUGUUGCAUCUCCACCAAGAAGAAAAAUGACCAGAAUCUGGAGCUCAUUGAGGUCCCUGUCAAAGACCUGACAUUUGAUCAGCUGCAGCUAUUGAAGCUGGCCCAUGUCGCUGCAAUGACAGGAAGUGAUCCCAAAGAUCUCCUGGAGGAUGAGGAUGAAGUCGAUGAACAUCAGCCGUUCCCCUCACUAUCACAGAUUUUCCAAGCUGUUCCGGAAAGUGUUGGUUUUAACAUUGAACUGAAAUGGAUCAGCCAAAUGAAAGACGGAACGUGGGACGGGAACUUGUCGUCGUAUUUCAACAUGAAUACCUUUCUGGACAUUAUUCUUACCUGUGUUCUGCAGAAGGCUGGGAAAAGGGAGAUCAUCUUCUCAUGUUUCGACCCAGAUAUCUGCACAAUGGUGCGACUCAAGCAGAACAAGUACCCCAUCCUUUUCCUGACUCAGGGCAUUUCAGAAAAGUAUCCUGAGCUGAUGGACGUGCGCUGUCAAACGACGCAGAUCGCCAUCAGCUUCGCUCAAAGCGAGAACAUUCUGGGAAUCAGCGCUCACACCGAGGAGCUGCUGAAGCACCUUAACUACAUCGGCGAGGCCCGGUCCAAAGGCCUGGUGGUGUUCAGCUGGGGAGACGACAACAACGAGCAUGAAAACAGAAGGAAGCUGAGAGAGCAGGGAAUCGACGGGCUCAUUUAUGACAGCAUCUGUGAUGCUCAAGGAGAGCAGCCAAACAUCUUCCAGGUAGAAGAGCAGCACUCCCUGCAAGAGGUCAUUACAGAGGAGACCCUAAAGAGCUCUGCCUGUUCCUGUUACUCCAUUCCCUGCUCCGCCGUGCCGUGCGUCGCCCCCGAGAUCCACCACGGAAGUGUGGAGUCCGAUUCCGGGCUCAGCUCCUCAUAGAAACCCAACCACAUUGUCUUUGCACAUGUCCGUUGAGAAAUGACCAAAAUGUGAUUGGUUGAUAAAAAUGAACCUUAGCGUUCGCUCAAAAAAACCCCCAAAAAAAAAACGCAUCACAAUUGUUGGCCAGAUUCGUUCUUCUGUUUUUACGGCCCUGUAGAUAAACGGAGCCACGUUUGGAAAUUUAGCCAAAAAAAACAUCAACAGUCCAUGCAGGUGUACAAGUUUGUGGUGGAUCGAAGUGAAAUAUGAUGCAGAUGAGACUUUACAUGCUGAAAGAUUUUCUUUUUCGCUAUUUACGUGCACGGAGCCGUCAUCGUUUGAGCAAUAGAAUAAAAAAAUGUGACAAUGUGUUUUUAGAAAUCAGUGGAGUGACGGGUCGCGUUAGCAUUCUGCAAACAGUGCUGGUUGCCAAUAUUUAAUACCCAUUUUUUUACUUCUAGUGGAGCAACUUGAUGCACUUUAAAAAACCACCGUAGGAAUAAUUAAAUUCCUCUUAAUAAAGUGUGAUUGAAAUCACUUGUUCCACCUUUUUUAAUGGCUUUAAGCUUUUGUUGACUUUUGUUAUCGGCUAUUAUUCUGCAUUGCACAUUGUAUAUGCUGUAUGAUUUCGCUUCACACUUACUUGAGGUAAGCAGAUGAAUGUUUUGCAACAGUGCACAUGUAAACCACAGCCUUACGGGGGAUUUUUUGGCAUGAGCAAUCUGUCUCUGUCAUUUCAAAUAGACUUGUGUAAAAAGAAAAAAGUUUGGAUCAUCAUUCCCACUUCCUGGUGAAUCUGUUUCACUUCUGCACCGAUAUUCUCUGCUUGGGCUUACACAACUUUGUAAUAUGUUUUGUACAGUACCCGUCUUAUCCACCUCAUCUCUGAUCUACAAUGUGAAGACUGCCAAAUGCUUUCCUUGAAUGUAUAUGUACUUGAAUAUGGAUGAAUAACUGAGCCAUGUGUACAAUACUAACACAUGGAAUGUAAAUAAACUUGCAGAAUUCCUCA
Molecule: messenger RNA, 3416 nt
Organism: Xiphophorus couchianus (Monterrey platyfish)
Lineage: Eukaryota; Metazoa; Chordata; Actinopteri; Cyprinodontiformes; Poeciliidae
Gene: gpcpd1
Product: glycerophosphocholine phosphodiesterase 1
Exons: 20
Coding region: 398-2422 (674 amino acids)
Biological process (GO): glycerophospholipid catabolic process
Molecular function (GO): glycerophosphocholine phosphodiesterase activity; starch binding
Source: RefSeq, a predicted model, not a curated record